This is a messenger RNA of Saccharomyces eubayanus, 1164 nucleotides long. It is a transcript of the gene MPS2, whose product is annotated as Mps2p. The coding region runs from base 1 to 1164 and encodes 387 amino acids. The record is from RefSeq and is a predicted model, not a curated record. Gene Ontology annotation, biological process: protein localization to spindle pole body; spindle pole body duplication. The transcript has a single exon. Lineage: Eukaryota; Fungi; Ascomycota; Saccharomycetes; Saccharomycetales; Saccharomycetaceae.
AUGACCUUCGAAACUGAUGCAUUUGAUGCUAUUUUUGAAUAUGCGUGGAGUCAGAUUGACAAGCCUAUUAGUGGGGAUUUCGUAUAUGGUAAAGAUUUACCGAAAUUAAUUGAGAUCAUUGAAAAUAUUUUCCAAGAGGCCCAGAGAAAUGGUUCUUAUAAUCUUCGACUACCUUUACUUUCUGAAACCGAUAAAGAUUUGUGCCGCACGUUUUCUAAUACAAAGACCUUUUUCAAAAUACACAAAGACGAUUUUGACGAUAUCUUCUUUAAUCUGGUUAAUAGGUCUCUUAAGGAAAUUCUGGAAAAAACAUUUGAAGGUGUGAAUUCCAUUCCUCGUGAUUUUAUGAAAAGUCUGGAUCUAGACUUGCCUUCCAAAUCCCUUGUUGAGAAUAAGGGCAAUAGCAUUCAAGAACCCAUAUCUUUAACUCCGCCGGCUAAACAUACCGAGUCACCAAUCAAACGAUUCGGUCAAAGUAAUACAAGAAAUACGUUGAAAGUGCAAGUAGAGGAUUUACAAAGGGAACUGAACAUGAAGCAAAAUUUAUUGCUGGAAAACGAAAGACAGGUAAACGAAUUGAAAAGAAGGUUAAAGACAUACCAACAAAAGUAUGCUUCCAUACAAGAGCAAUUUAACGAUUUACAAAAAAAUAGACAAAUAGAAACCAAUCAAUGUAAACCUCAAACUGCGGAUGCUGAAUCACAUGUGGCUGUCGGAAUUGAUCAAGAAGCCAUUCUGGAAGAAUUCAAAAGAAGAUUACAAAAACAAACAGAGACCAUCUCUACCUUGAAAGAUCAAAUACGGCAAGAAAGAGUAACAAAUUACAAUAACGACAAAACUUUGUUUAUAAAACGCAAGCCUUCAACUUCUAAACACGCAUCUAAGAGUUUCGCAGACACGUUUUCACUUAAUCUAUGGAUAAAUGCAAUAAUAAGAACGAUAAUUUGCCUCACUUUAAUAAUUGGUGUCUUGUCAUACGUUAUGAAAUAUUUAUAUAGCUCUGAUGCGCCAACACAAAACUCAAGAUUGCAAUUGUCAUGGUGGGAGAGUAAUGGCAUAUUAAGUAAAAUCGUGUGGUUUUUUCAAGAUCAGACAGAUUUAGAAAUUGAGUACUCUUCAAAUGCCGAAAUAGAUGAUGCAUAUAGCCGAGUAUUCGGUAUAUAG